Messenger RNA from Cucumis melo (muskmelon), 1341 nucleotides. RefSeq lists its product as uncharacterized. Bases 141 to 1097 code for a protein of 318 amino acids. Gene Ontology annotation, cellular component: cytoplasm. NCBI's taxonomy places the organism in Eukaryota, Viridiplantae, Streptophyta, Magnoliopsida, Cucurbitales, Cucurbitaceae. The transcript has 3 exons. Gene Ontology annotation, biological process: protein refolding. The record is from RefSeq and is a predicted model, not a curated record.
CAAAUAUAUAUUUUAGAGAUUCACAGAUUCACAGGUUCACUGCACUGCAGGUGAGGUUAGCAAACCUCCCCACUCUCUCUGAUUCCGUAGACCACAAACACCGUUUGGUUAGAGCCCUCCAUGAAUGAAUCAUAAGCGUAAUGCAGGCGCAUUUCCUAUUGGGGCCGAUCCCCAUACCCAUUUCCUCUUCUUCUUCCGUCAUCGGUUUCUACUCCUCCAUCAUCGCCGAUUCCCUUCCCCGGACUUACCCCUGCAACCCCAUUUCCAAAUCAACCCUUCCCCUUCCCCUUCCCCGAUCCAACUCCAUCGUCUCUUCUUGGUCCGCUGCCAUUGACGGCGACCGCAACCAUUACGAGCUACUCGGCGUCGCUCGUGCUGCCUCCUCGAAGGAGAUCAAGAAAGCUUUCCGUCUGCUCGCUCGCAAGUAUCAUCCUGAUGUUAGCAAGGAUUCACGAGCAGGUGAUGCAUUCAAGAGCAUACGUCAUGCAUAUGAGGUAUUAUCCAAUGAAGUGACGAGAGCUCAGUAUGACCGAGCGUUGAAACUUCAAGAAACUACCGACAGGCGAUACAGAGGAAAGUGGUAUUAUACUCCUGAUUUUGAAGAAAGACAGAAAACCUAUAGAUGGACUGAACUGAAGCAAAAGAUUCAGUACGAAAGAUAUCAUAAAUAUAAUAAAUAUCGACAGGAUUCUGCUCGCAUUGAUGAAGAGGAGGGAGAAAGCGACGGCCAACUUAGAAGCCCCUUCCUAGAAGUACUUAAAUCAACAUUUCUGUCAUUAUUUUUACUACAAAUGUUUGGCUCCCGAUUGUCACUCACCUUUAGCAGCCUGGUGGCACUGCUCGACAGGAAGUUGGAUUGGGGAUAUAAGAUAGGGUAUGUAAUUGCGUGGCUUUUAGGUGGAAGGGCAGGUGUUUUACUAGCUAUAUGCCUCUCAUUUGCAAGCUGGGUAUGUGGGAAAAGUAGCAGCAGUGUAGUUGCUGUUGUGGUAGUGGCUAUGUGGGUGGGAACAAAUCUUGCAAGAUAUGCACCACUUCCUCAAGGAGCUGUUCUUACACUUCUGUACAUGUCCAUCAAACUUCAAGUUGAUUUGAACUGAAGUUGAAACUUGUACUUGCAAACAGAGGUGUGUACAUAUGGCUGUUUUAUAUGCUUCGUGUUCGAACACGACUCAUAAAAGUGGCAAUGGUAGGUUUAACGUUAGUUCGUUUGGAGUUAUGUUCAAAUUAUGUGGAAGUGUUCGAACAAUUUUAGAUAUUUAUGUGUACAGCAAGCGUCUUUGUGAUGUGUAAAUUACUAAAUUUUAGUGAUGUAAAAAAAAAAAAAAGUUGGUAUUGGUGUUA